AUGAAACACUUCAUCUGCAGAGCAUUUGGAAAAUACACAGUCAAAGCGCCUACAAAUAUCGCGCUUAUCAAGUACUGGGGCAAGUCCAACGAAGACAUAAACCUCCCUCUCAACUCCUCAAUAAGUUUGACUGUCGACAUUGAACAAUUUUUUACACAAACUACCAUUGAAUUAAAUGAUGAAAAAAACCAGCUUAUCCUCAACAAUGAGCCAGCUGAGAUCACAGGAAGAAUUUCUCGUGUGAUUAACAUGCUGAAGUCUCUGACAAAACCAGAAAAUUUAGAAAAAAAAAUAAAAAUCGAGUCUUGCAAUAAUUUUCCGACUGCCGCGGGAAUGGCAAGCUCAGCUUCUGGACUGGCAGCUCUGACCUUUGGACUGGCAAAAGCAUAUAAGGUAAAUAUUAGUAUGGAAGAAUUGUCAGGAAUCGCAAGACUUGGCUCUGGGAGCGCCUCACGCAGCUUUUUUGGCGGAAUUGUCGAAUGAAGUGCAGGUGACUCUCAUGAAAAAAGCAUCGCAAGGCAGCUUUAUGAAAAUUCCCAUUGGGACGAGUUAAGACUACUAGUAAUAUUAACUGAUUUAGAAAAGAAAAAAAUUUCCAGCACAAAUGCAAUGAAAUUAAACAGAAAAAUGCUACUUGAAAGGGCCAAUGAAAGAGUCCCAAUUCGUAUAGAAAACUUAAAAAAAGCUUUAGAAGCCAAAGAUUUUGAAAAUUUAGCUAAAAUUACUAUGGAAGAAAGUGAUGAUUUGCAUUAUGUGAUUGAGGCGGCUAAUGUGAAAUACCUGAAUGCUAAAAGUGAAGAAAUUAAAAAACUUAUCCAUGGCUUUAAUUCACAAGGAAUCCGUGCUGCUUAUACCUUUGACGCUGGCCCAAAUCCUUUUAUAUUGACUAGGAAGCAGGAUAUUAAUGACUUAGUCAGUCAUUUAUUGAUAAGCCUAAAAUUAAGAUCCCACAACGACUUAAAAUUGCAUGGGCAGCUGCCGAAUGAUCCUUUCCUAUUUUUACAAAGCAGUGCAACUAUUCCAGUCUUUGGGAUAAUUGAAAGCAAAAUAUCAAGGACAGGGCCUAUUUUACUUUAA
Messenger RNA from Blepharisma stoltei, 1077 nucleotides. NCBI's taxonomy places the organism in Eukaryota, Ciliophora, Heterotrichea, Heterotrichida, Blepharismidae. The record is from the annotation of a GenBank genome assembly.